AUGAGUGCAUUAGCUGUAAAGCUGGGUACCCUGUUGAUAAGACAGGUUACACGUCCGGUUGCAAACGUUUUGAAAGCUCAGGCCAAACAACAUGAUAAAUUCAAAGAGAUUUGCAUUGGGCUGGCACAAAGAAUGCAUCGUUUAGACGCCAGGAUGAGGUCAAAAUUGUCGACUGUAGAUCGAGAAAUCAAAGUACGUCCUCUGAAUGAUGCUCGUGCUGUCGAAAAUGGGUCUACUUUAUUAAGUGAGGCAUUUGUGUUUGGAGUAACGGGCAGCGUCGUAAUAUGGGAGACCUUGAGACAACGGACAAAAGAGCUGAACAGACGGGACCAGGUAGCCAGGGACAUCAGCUUUUUGCAAGACGAGAUUGAGGAGCUUCGAGCGUCACUAGCGCAAACAGGCUCCAGCGGGCCAGCCAAGAGCGAUAAAAUUUCCCAGAAAUAA
Molecule: messenger RNA, 444 nt
Organism: Lachancea dasiensis
Lineage: Eukaryota; Fungi; Ascomycota; Saccharomycetes; Saccharomycetales; Saccharomycetaceae
Source: the annotation of a GenBank genome assembly